Molecule: messenger RNA, 1616 nt
Organism: Artibeus jamaicensis (Jamaican fruit-eating bat)
Lineage: Eukaryota; Metazoa; Chordata; Mammalia; Chiroptera; Phyllostomidae
Gene: HDIP1
Product: chromosome unknown C16orf87 homolog
Exons: 4
Coding region: 283-747 (154 amino acids)
Source: RefSeq, a predicted model, not a curated record
CCGCUCUCGUGAGAAUACCGACGCGCUCUGCGGCCGGCGAGGGGGGCUGGGUGGGAGCGCGGUUUGACGCCUCACGGAGCCGGCGCACGCCACGCCGCGCCCCGUCUCCCCCCCCCCCCCACCGCACGCAGGCUCCGCGCGGCCUCGCGCAGGCGGCGCGCGCGCGCGCACCCGGCAGCGCCUCAGUCUGGGCAGCGGGGCCGGGUGGCGAGGCCGACCCGCUGUGGAGCUGGCGGGGAGGAGUCGGAGCCGCCGCAGCCGCGGCCGUGGCGGUAGGGGAGCAUGUCCGCAAGUCGAGCCAAGAAAGUGAAGAUGGCCACCAAAUCGUGCCCCGAAUGCGACCAACAGGUUCCUGUUGCAUGUAAAUCAUGUCCCUGUGGUUACAUAUUUAUUAGCAGAAAACUUUUAAAUGCAAAGCACCCAGAGAAAUCACCACCUUCUACAGAAAACAAGCAUGAGGCCAAGAGGAGGCGCACAGAGAGAGUUAGGAGAGAGAAGAUGAAUUCUACAGGAAAUAAGGACUUAGAAAACAGAAAGAGGUCUCGAAGUAACAGCCAUUCAGAUCAUAUCAGACGAGGAAGAGGAAGACCUAAAAGUGCAUCUGCCAAAAAACAUGAGGAAGAAAGAGAAAAACAGGAAAAGGAAAUUGACAUCUAUGCUAACCUCUCUGAUGAAAAGGCUUUCGUGUUUUCAGUCGCCUUGGCAGAAAUAAAUAGAAAAAUUAUCAAUCAAAGACUUAUUCUCUAAUAUUUGUCUGCAGAAUGUGUUGGGACUUUCUUCAGGAUUGCAUCAGCAGUCAGACAGCUGUGGACUCUCGGGAGCCUCUGCCAGCACCAGUGAGGGCCGGUGACGGCCCCGUCACUGAGCCUGGGCCACCCUCUGGGCGCGAAGCUGUAGGCUCGGACUGUCCGGGAGCUCCUUGAGUGCCAAGGAGCCUUGUCAGUGUUUUGUGUUUGGGAUAUAAGUAAGUGUAUUUACCAAAAAGAAAAAAAGCUGGAUGACUGUUAAAGGUUUAAAGGGGUAGGGACGGGAGCAGAAGUAUGAAAACGGGAAAUAAAAUGCUUGGUGAUUUUCAGGUUUGCCACCAGAGAUGCAAUAUUUUAAGUACUUUGAGAAAGAAUGAUUUUUUAAAGUAUAUAUUUCAGAUUUUCAGUACUAAUGGAUUACAUAUGUACAGUUCAGUUACUUUUAACAAAUUGGCACUUGAUAUUUUAUUGAAUGGGGAAUUAAUAUAAAUUGUAAAUUUUGUCUUAAAUUGAUUUUUUCUUGGCCUUUAUUUUUAUGACUUAAGGUAUGACUUAUAUUUUGGGAGAUACUUUCUAGACAGUUUGGAAGUUUGGGUGCUAUAUUAAGAAAAACAUUUAAGGAUAUAUGAUACUUCAGAUAUAAACACCUGUUUUCUUGAAUGUAAUUUAUUUAUUGGUUAUGAAAAAACACUUUUCUGCUCUCAAGACGGUGCCUGUUAACCUAGACAUUAUAUUUAUUACGUGCAGAAUACGUCUCAGCCACUUUUAAGCAGCAGUGUUUUAUCUGAGUGGCUGUUCAUUUAUACAUCCUGAUAUUUAAAUUGUUAACCUCACUCUGGAAGAAAAAAUAAACCUUAAUAUUGAAACUAA